This is a messenger RNA of Bactrocera latifrons, 679 nucleotides long. It is a transcript of the gene Cib2, whose product is annotated as calcium and integrin-binding family member 2. The record is from RefSeq and is a predicted model, not a curated record. Lineage: Eukaryota; Metazoa; Arthropoda; Insecta; Diptera; Tephritidae. Bases 110 to 679 code for a protein of 189 amino acids. The transcript is spliced from 4 exons. Gene Ontology annotation, molecular function: calcium ion binding.
UAGAAAGUUAAAAUUGGACUGUUCGAUUGUUGCGAGCUUCGAGAUUUUGUUGGCUGAGUUCACUACAUACACACACACACAUUGAAUUCGGAGGCUAUAAAAAAUCACUAUGGGUAAUAAAGUUGCCACAUUCACAGAACAACAGUUGGAUGACUACCAGGACUGCACAUUUUUUACGCGGAAGGAAAUUUUGCGCGUUCACAAGCGUUUUCGUGAGCUGCGUCCGGAUUUGGUGCCGCGCCAAAUGACGGAGGGCCAGGCGUCCAGUGUCAAGGUGCCGUGCGAGUGCAUUGAGAAGAUGCCCGAACUGCGCGAGAACCCCUUCCGGCGGCGCAUCUGUGAGGCCUUCUCGCGCGACGGCCAAGGCAAUUUAUCCUUCGAAGAUUUCCUGGACGCAUUGUCCGUGUUCAGCGAGCAGGCGCCAAGGGACAUUAAAGUUUUUUAUGCCUUCAAAAUUUACGAUUUUGAUCAGGAUGGCUUCAUUGGUCACGGCGACCUCAUGUCUUGCCUCACCACCAUGACGAGGAACGAGCUGAGUCCGGAGGAGCAUCAACAGAUUGCCGAUAAGGUAAUGGAGGAGGCGGACGUGGACGGUGAUGGGAAAUUGUCAUUUCUAGAAUUCGAGCAUGUCAUACUGCGUGCCCCGGACUUUCUCUCCACCUUUCGCAUACGCAUCUAA